Biomphalaria glabrata is the source of this 4524-nucleotide messenger RNA. Its product is annotated as exportin-6-like. The transcript has 25 exons. Gene Ontology annotation, molecular function: nuclear export signal receptor activity. Gene Ontology annotation, biological process: protein export from nucleus. Bases 202 to 3657 code for a protein of 1151 amino acids. NCBI's taxonomy places the organism in Eukaryota, Metazoa, Mollusca, Gastropoda, Planorbidae. The record is from RefSeq and is a predicted model, not a curated record.
AUUAUCGCCCUUCCUUAUGUUAUUUAUUAGAUUUAGAUUUUAUAUCUAGCAAAUUUUUAGAUUGUCUUGUUCUUUUCUUUACUUUACCACAGAUCUAUAGAUCUAUUAGAUUCUAGACCUUCUAGAUUUAAUGUUUUUUCCAUUUUUCAAAAGCCAGGAUCUUUCAUCAUUAUAAAACCAGUAGCUCUAAACUAGAUCUAAAUGUCUAGCAUUGAUGAAUCACUUCGGGCACUUGAAGGCUUGAUGAAUGAAUUUUUUGCAGCUUCUACUGACAAUGAAAGGAAAAGAGAAAUAGAGUCCAUAUUAAACAACUUUACCCAGAUGUCCAAUGCCUGGGAAAUGUGCUUGUAUUUCAUGGGGCAUUCUCACAAUGAGUAUGUCAUGAUGUUUUGUUUAAAUGUCCAGGAGACUAUGAUCAGUCACAAGUGGACAAGCCUUGCUGCCAAUGAUAAGAUGGAAAUAAGGACAUGUCUGACACAGUCUUUGUUAAAUCAACAUUCAUCCCUUCCUUCUUACAUCAGAAACAAGCUAGCCAAACUGGUAGUUGACAUUGGACGAAAUGACUGGCCACAUUUCUAUCCAGAUUUCUUCUCAAAUAUUUUACAAUUAGCCCAGCAGCCAGACACUACGCUGCUUGGUGUGAUUCUACUUCAGACAGCAUCAGAAGAACUGGCGGCUCCUCGUGACGACCUCAGCAUGGCCAGGAAAGAUGAACUCCAUCGUUUAUUGCUACUGCAAGUCCCUUCCAUUCUAAAUAUUUUAAAUAAUAUAUUGGAAUCGAUGUUAGAAAAGCAUCGCCAUCUAGUGGCGGCCACACCACCGCCAUCCCCUACCUCAGGAGAAGGUAGAUCCUCUAGACAAGCUAGCAGUCAGUUAUUUUCAACCUCACCCAUAGCCAACGCUAAUUUUGUAUCGCUCUUACUUGGAAGUCCCAACAGAGGUCCACAGAUGGAAGCAUUGCCUCCCCUUGACCCCGCGUCGCAGCAACUGUGCUACACCACAUUAACUUGCCUUGCUCAUUAUCUCUGCUGGGUCCCACUGUCCACUGUGGUCAGACCUCAGCUGCUUUCCACCAUCUUCCACUUUGCUGCAUUCGGCUGCCAGUCUAGACCAGAUGGGAAUGAAUCUAGUCCUAGCUCCAGAAGUACAUCCUUUAGUAGCAGUACCCAUAAAUUAGGUGUCUUGGCCAUGAAUUGUAUCAAUGAAAUCCUGAGCAAGAACUGUGUCCCUCUGGAGUUUGAAGAUUUCUUGCUUCAAAUGUUCCAGCAAACGUUUAACUUACUUCAGAAGAUCACCAAAGAGAGUAACACCAACUCCUCUGGAAACAGGCUGGAAGAACUGGAUGAAGUCUAUGUUGACAAGUUUACAGAUUUCCUGGGGCUGUUUGUUAGUGUACACUUGAGAAGAUUUGAAUCCAACCCUCAGUUUCCUGUGUUAGAGUUUUUGUCAUUGUUAUUUAAAUACACCUUCAGACAGCCAAGUACAGAUGGAUACUUUAGUUGUCUAGAUAUCUGGAUUACAUUCCUUGACUAUUUGAAUAACAAACUGGAAACUAGAUCUGUCACCAAGGAGGAUGUUUCAACAAGAUUUAAAGCAUCUGUUUUUUAUGUUUGGUACAAAGAAGCUUUGAUUUCAUUGAUCUCCAGCAUUUUACAAAAGUUUCAGUUUCGAUACAAUCAGUCACAGUUGGAGGAACUGGACGAUGACACGCUGGAUGACGACGAGGAGACUGAGUGGCAACAUUACUUAAGGCAGAACCUGGAAGUUGUAGCAAAAGUGGCAGAGUUACUUACCCCUGAAGUCUUUCAGCUAGUUUGGGAACCUUUCCAAGAUUAUGUUGAGACUUACCUGGGCAUUGAGAAGUUUGUGGACAGUUCCAGUUUCAAAAGGAGGCUGUGUGUCUCUGCAGAGAAUGACUGCAGACGUCUGCACUGUACCCUGAGGGACCUGUCAUCUCUCCUGCAAGCACUAGGAAGACUGGCAGUGCAUUUCAUAGGGGAGCAGUUUGUCUCCAGGUUCUCCAACGCCAUGCAGAUUGUCUCAAGACUUGCUCAAGUUGCUUCCUAUGGAAGUAGGAUCAAAUUCUUUGAAGUGACAACAUCUGCUGGAGUUUUACAGCAAGAUUUUAUAGAAGUCCAUGCUCAGUCACUGGCAGCCAUCAAAGCAUACACUCAUUGGAUGUCAGAGUUUUAUGUGGAGAGCUUACGAGUCAACCAGCAGAAAGAAGAAUUUAAUUCUCUGUUGCUGACUGUUGUACAUUCCAUUACUCCACUCAUUAACAAAGAGGUUCCAGACAAGGUCAUUCAGUCUGCAGUACAUUUGUUACUGUCAGUCACUACAACAGUUAGGCCAGCAUUCCUCCUUCAUGUUGCUCCAGUGGUCCAGCUGUAUGACAUGGCCAGUCAAGGUCAUUGUCAACCUUUACCUCAGGAGAUUCAGAUGUUGCUUUACCGGUCAUUGUCGCAUUAUCUUCUGCUGCCUUGGCCCAAUUUGAGUUCUGCUGAUCAGGAUUGGGAUAACAGAGCUAAUCACCAUAAGACUUUUGUGUCUCAGUUGACUUCAUCUUUUGUUGCUCUCAGUCAAGUACCAGAGUUGGCAAGCAAUAAAAUAGCCCAGGAACAAGCUAAAGAGGUGAUCAAGAAGACGUUGGUGAUAUGUCAAGACUGGGUUGAGUCCCUUGCAGGAGAAGUCGUGAAAUCCAAACAGAUCUGCUGCAUCUCCCUACAGGAAGUCACGCAAACUACUCUCAGUAUUUUCCCCAUUUAUGUCCAGGAUGUGGACAUUGUAGAAAACAUCAUGACCUACUUCCUGGCCAUGUUUCAAGGCCUGCGUGUACAAAUGGGAGUUGCCUUUACUGAAAAGAUUAUUCAUACAUUUAUGAAUGUUUUUUCUAGGGAACUGUUGGCUCAGACCAUACACCAUGAGACAAGUGGAGCCUUUAGAGUUAUUGAGAACUUUUUAAAGAUCUUAGAACUAAUAGUUCAAGAGCCGGGGUCUCAGUUUAAACUUUUUCUGCCUCAGAUCAUCUCAAUAGCCAUGGAUCAGAUCUAUCCACUGGUAGCACCUCGUCCCUCCCCUGACAUGAAGAGUGCCUUGUACCACUUGCUCCAUGAAGUUAUUUCCAACAAUUGGAGAUAUUUCUUUAAGGGCUCAGUGCUGGAUUCCAUCAAGGAGUCUGGUGAUGGCCUAGAAAACAGUGUUCAGUUUAUUGCAGUAUUACAAGCCUAUGGUCAGUCAUUUCUCCAAACUGACAUUAGUUUAUUCAAACAGAAUCUAGAAUCUUUGGAAGCACUUCAUUUUAAAUGGAAAUUAUAUAACAAGAAAAUUUUUAGUGAAGUGAUGAGCCAUCAGUUUCUCAAAGUGUUGAUGCAAGUCUUAAUUCAAAAGUCACAUGACCUGCUGCAGGAGGAAAUUGUCAUCUCCAUCUACAACAUGGCCGCUGUAGACUUUGAUGCUUUCUUCACUGACUUUUUACCUCACUUUCUAGCUUCGAUUGAGGGCAUUGACAAUAGUCAGAAGGCGGUGUUAGCCAAAAAUUUUAAAAUAGAUCGGGACUUGCCGUCCUUCACUCAGUCAGUUCAAAGAUUUGUGAAUGACAUACGCUACUACUGUUUGGUCUCCAGCAGUUUACCUGCAGGCUCUGUGUCCUUGGUAUGAACAAGCCUACCAACAUUUUCCUGUGAUAUUACUUGCCCUUCAUGUGAUGUCUUCAAUCAAGGACCAAUAAUUCCAGUCAGUGUCGACAAGAGACAAGCUUGGCCUGAUUGAAAGUGGUUUUAGAAGACCUUGAUAAUAUUUAUUUUUAAUUUGACACAAGUCAACAUUUGUUUUAGUUUGAAUCUUAUGUUGAAACAAGAAGUCCAAUCAGCAUUUAGAAGCGAAACAAAUCGAUUGCUCAAACAUUUUCCCAUGUUCUCAAUAUGGGAUAUAGGGCCGAGUGGCAUGAAUUGCUUGGUCACCUAACAGGGGGUUGCAGCUCAAAUCCUGACAUUACUUGAAUUGUAAUUUGACUUGAGCUGAGUUGUGUUUGUUGUGCCCGAAGGCGGCUCUGAAACAUUCUCCCAGAUACCCUCACAUAAGAGAUUAGACCAGAGCACAAUGAUGCAAGAUCCUAAACAUUGUCUUAUUGGCAGUAGGUGAUACAAUGUUUGGUACCAGUAAAUAAAGAUAUAUGUAACUGAAGUUUCAAACCUCAGUGUUGUCUCCUGUAAAUAAGCUCUUUGUUUCCAGGCAUUUAAAGACUGUCUUGUUCAACUGCACUGCUCUAUAUUAUUUAGCAUGCUAGUAUUAAAACAAAACUUUUUGUUUCCUCUAAUAAAAAUUGCUGAGCUCUAAUGAUGUGGAUUGCAUUUACUUCCCCUGUUCAGUUUUUAAAUCAGUCCUAUCCAUGUAAUACAUGUCUAUGCUUCUGUGCUUUUUUUUUAAAUCAUGCUAUAUCAAAAUAUCAAACAUGAAUUAUUUUUGUUGUUUAUAUUUUGUUAUUAUUCCUGUUGUAAAUUAUGAAAUAAAUUGAUGGUAAUAUUC